GCAUCAUGACCCUGCGUCUGUUUGAGCAGCUGAUCCAGAAGCCCAACCAGCACAUCCUCCACAGUCUGAUGCUACGCAGCCUGGAGGAGAGGAACUACCUGGAGAACAAGCCCCAGGAGGAGAGGGAGCCCGUGGAGAACGGCCAGCCCCACGACUUCAUAGACCUUGAAGAGGACCCUCUGUUUGUCGACGACUUCUCUCCAGAGAACAGGUUGUCCAGCCCUGAUUGGUUGAGCAACUCCCCAGCACACAGUCCUUACCACGCUAAGCCUGAUGGAAAGACCGAGGUCCACAAGAUCGUAAACAGUUUCCUGUGUUUGGUGCCUGAUGAAGCCAAAUCCUCAUCUCAUGUGGAGGGAACGGGUUAUGACACCUACCUAAGAGACGCACACAGACAGUUCAGGGACUACUGUGGGAUCUGUCAGAGAUGGGACUGGCGCGGCACCCCCAAGGCCAUGGAGAAGUGUGACCUGGACAGUCCCUUCUUCGAGGGCCACUUUCUCAAAGUCCUCUUCGACAGAAUGGGCCGUAUUUUGGAUCAGCCUUAUGAUGUGAACCUGCAUGUGACGUCAGUGCUGUCCAAGCUGUCUCUGUUACCCCACCCACACAUUCAUGAGUACCUGCUGGAUCCCUACAUCAACCUGGGCCCCGGCUGCAGGUCCCUCUUCUCCGUCAUCGUCAGGGUAUGUUGAGGAAUCAACAUGAGCAGAUACUCAGAUACCCUCUGUUGAUCUCUCAUUGAAUUGAUAUUGAUGUGAUUGUAGUAAGGUAGUUAGGGUUGUGGGCCUAUGGAGGAACAAUCUUUGUUGAGUAGAGUCAAUCUUGAGUAUCAAUUUAGUUAGGGCAAUUAUGUUAUAGUCACGUUUAUGUAAACAUAACAAUUUCCUCAUUCAAGUUUCCAACCAUUUUAUGCAAGUAAAGUACAUGUUGGAUAAAGAAUGUUAUGACAGGCCUGAUGGAAACAUUUUCCGGUCGACUUUCCAAAUGUCGACAAAACUAAAUAUGCGAGACAAGGUGUCAGUAAAAUUAAUUAAUGUGAGAAAUGUCGGUGGAAACGCUUUUAUGCGCAAAUAUGUAUAUAACGACCAUCAUAUCAAAGUAAACUUGGAGUCACGCAGUGACAUGGUGUGUGGUCCUCCCACUACGAGUCGGAAAAGCAUGCAGUUUAUCAAGCUACAAAUGAAACAAGUUACGAUGAACUUCACGGGGUGGUGAAAGUGCAAGGUAAUGAGCUUGAUGCUCCUUUCCAAUGAACAUUGAGGGUCUUAUUCUGGUGACCUGACAAAUAAAAACGAUCUCAUCGUAAUAAUCUCAUCAUGUAGGCUAUACGUGCUCUCUAGCCAUUACUGUACCUGUGAGCUGUUGGCUACUAGAUAACGCGAAACAUUUUUUGUUGUUGUGAGGAAACC
This is a messenger RNA of Oncorhynchus keta (chum salmon), 1409 nucleotides long. Its product is annotated as FHF complex subunit HOOK interacting protein 2A-like. NCBI's taxonomy places the organism in Eukaryota, Metazoa, Chordata, Actinopteri, Salmoniformes, Salmonidae. The record is from RefSeq and is a predicted model, not a curated record. The transcript has 5 exons. Bases 6 to 692 code for a protein of 228 amino acids.